Molecule: messenger RNA, 1232 nt
Organism: Phalaenopsis equestris
Lineage: Eukaryota; Viridiplantae; Streptophyta; Magnoliopsida; Asparagales; Orchidaceae
Product: ribonuclease P protein subunit p25-like protein
Exons: 7
Coding region: 164-928 (254 amino acids)
Molecular function (GO): RNA binding
Source: RefSeq, a predicted model, not a curated record
GUUAUUCCCAUUACCGUCAAUAUAUUAUAGGGUUUUCGCGCUGGUUCGGUAUUCCCUGAGCUCCGACUUCCCCAUCCUCCGGCUCCCGCUUCUCUUCCCCCUCUUCCCGAUCCCUUUCUUGACCAGCGGUUGCGGUAAUCAAAUCUACUAGCCGUGCAACGGUAUGGAUCGAUACCAGAGAUUCGAGAAGCCGAUGCCUGAGACCGCCAUUAACGAGAACGAGAUUCGGAUCACCUCUCGUGGCCUCAUCCGCAAUUACGUUAGCUAUGCCACCAGCCUUCUUCAGAACAAUCGUGGAAAACAUGAAGCGGAAAUUGUGUUGAAGGCAAUGGGACAGGCGAUUAGCAAGGCCGUUGUAAUUGCAGAGAUCCUAAAGAAAAGAAAUCCUGGAUUGCACCAAGAUUCAAUUAUCAGUUCAGUCAGCAUUACAGAUUUAUGGGAACCUCUUGAGGAUGGCCUUUUACCAUUGGAAACAACAAGGCAUGUCUCAAUGAUUUCAAUCUUUUUGUCAACUAAGGUGCUUAACAAGAAUUCUCCUGGGUAUCAGCCCCCAUUACUAUCAGAACAGGCGAAGCAACCAAAAUAUCAGUGGCCUACGUAUUCUAAUCAGCUUCCAAGACAAUCACCUGUUCAAUACGAUGGUGAUUCAUUUGGGCAAGGACGUAGAGGAAGAGGAAGUGGAUGGGUCCGAGGCGGAUAUAGAGAACAUGGAGGGUAUGAAGAUCAUGAAGGGUAUGGUGGAUAUACAAACAACCGGGGAUAUCCAAGCAAACAAGGAUAUGCAAACAACCAAAAAUAUCCAAGCAACCAGGGACAUGCAGACAAUCAAGAUGUUGGAUACGAACGAGGCAGAGGAGGAGGUGGGAGAGGCUAUGCCAACGGACGAGGUAGGGUGGGCGGCCGCGGGAGGGGAAAUCAGGUCUUCUAAGGAGUGUAGAUGGGACUGAGCUGUUCAUGUGUGAGAUAUGGCUGCCCUCCUCCUUCAUCAUAUUCCUUUUGAUAAAGAGGAGGGGUAUGUUUCCAUUAUACUGUAAGUACUACAAGCCCUGUAUGGUUUCUGAAUGUACUGUAGCAUAAUGGCUGCAAUGGGUUUCUACCUUAUCCCAUUGCCAUUUAAGAGUUCCAGUGCGUGUAUUCAAUAUCCACAAAUUUGCAUUCUUUUUUUAUUGUUUACAUCAUAUAAUGUUUAUGGAUAUCUGGGUUUAAAGGUAUACACAUUCUUUGUUUUUUCA